AUGGGCAAACACAACAGCAAACUGGCCCCGGAGGUGCUGGAUGACCUGGUGAGAAACACCGAAUUUAAUGAGCAAGAACUGAAGCAGUGGUACAAGGGCUUCUUGAAGGACUGCCCCACGGGCAUCCUCAACCUGGAAGAAUUCCAGCAGCUCUAUAUCAAGUUUUUCCCCUACGGUGAUGCUUCCAAGUUCGCCCAGCAUGCUUUCCGCACGUUCGACAAGAAUGGGGAUGGGACGAUCGACUUCCGGGAGUUCAUUUGUGCUCUCUCCGUCACCUCCAGGGGAAGCUUUGAGCAGAAAUUGAGCUGGGCCUUUGAGAUGUAUGACUUGGAUGGAGAUGGCAAGAUAACACGUUUGGAGAUGUUGGAGAUCAUUGAGGCAAUCUACAAGAUGGUGGGGACAGUCAUCAUGAUGCGCAUGAACCAGGAUGGGUUGACGCCGCAGCAGCGCGUCGACAGGAUCUUCACCAAGAUGGACAAGGACAAGGACGACCAGAUCACCCUGGAAGAGUUCAAGGAAGCCGCCAAGGGCGACCCCUCCAUUGUCCUGCUACUGCAGUGCGAGUCGCAGAAGUAG
Molecule: messenger RNA, 576 nt
Organism: Varanus komodoensis (Komodo dragon)
Lineage: Eukaryota; Metazoa; Chordata; Lepidosauria; Squamata; Varanidae
Gene: HPCAL4
Product: hippocalcin like 4
Exons: 3
Coding region: 1-576 (191 amino acids)
Molecular function (GO): calcium ion binding
Source: RefSeq, a predicted model, not a curated record